Messenger RNA from Cryptococcus deneoformans JEC21, 2311 nucleotides. RefSeq lists its product as hypothetical. NCBI's taxonomy places the organism in Eukaryota, Fungi, Basidiomycota, Tremellomycetes, Tremellales, Cryptococcaceae. The coding region runs from base 664 to 2172 and encodes 502 amino acids. The record is from RefSeq and is a predicted model, not a curated record. The transcript is spliced from 3 exons.
GCGGGCGCCGGCUCGAGCAGCUCCCUCGCCCGCUCCCUCUCCCCCUCCCCCUCCCCCAGCAAGUCCUCCGCCAGCGAGUACUCCCUCCCCUCCGCCCGCUACGACUCCCGCUCCAGCCACCGCCCCCCCACAGAGCCAGAGCCCGACGAGUUCACGACGCCCGUCGCUGCCCCCUGCCACGACCGCCCCGACCUCAGGCCGCCCCAGUUUGUCGUUCCAGCCUCGUCGAGCCCCGGGUCUCCACCCCCACAGACACUGCCCGUGCUCGAACCGGUCGGCGAUACGCCCAGGAGCGCACCCGCCCACACGUCGGGUUUCGGCGGCGCCGACGGAAACAAGGACUGGGAAGAGACGCUCAGGGGGCGGAACAGGCGAACCUUGCCGGCCAAGGUCCCCAGCAGUGCGACUCAUCUAGCAGGCCUUCUCGAUGGCAGCAUUCACGCUGAACCGGGCCACGCACCCAUCUCGUCGUCACCCACAUCCAUCUCCCCGUCCACCUCCCCGUCCAGCUCACAGCCCAGCACACACCAACUGCCCACCAUCACCCACACCCCUCACUCGCCCGUAUCCUCCCCUCCGUCCGGCACCCCGGCACGUCCCGAUCGAUCGCCCUCACGGGGCGCGACACCGAGUUAUUCAUCCUCCAUCACAGAGCUCACUGACAUGCUGGGCGGCGCAAUCGACGAAAUCGGACUGAUUGACUCGCGAGAUACGCCGCCGCCCAUGGUGGGAGAGCCGGGUAAAAAGCAAAAGCCCGAUAUGCGGAUUGAGCUAGACAAGGCGAAAGGCUUGGAGCCUGCCGCAGAAGUGGUCAACAAGGGGCCCAUGACGCCUACCUCGUUGCCGGCAAGAGGCGCAUCGUUGUCUUCCACGACGUCGCCGCCGCCGCCGCCGCCGCCGCCGGUACAAGGACCGACAGAGAUGGGUGCCGGUAUAGCCUCCUCUUUCCCACUCCACCAACCGGAACUAGAAACCACUUCCAACAACCCCUUCUCAUCCCAAGCUGGACCCUUCACCCACUCACCCACCACCCUAUCCUUCCACUCACCCACCGCCCAUCCCUGGCCAUCUGCCAUGUCCAUGUCCACAUCCGCCCUCAAAUCGCAUAAAUCCGCCGGCGCCCGCGCGUUGGCGUACGCCCGCGCAAUCAAUGAAAUCGCAAGGGCAGAAACGGGCUUGAAAGCGUGGUGUGCUGCCGCAGCUGCCGAAGCGCACCGCCGACCCAUCCACCAUGCCCCGUCCAAAACCCAAGCGCCGGCGUCUUCUUCCCCCCCCGUUGGUCUUUCGCCGCAUCCGAGAAACGUUUCGACAGGAUCAGAAUUCCCGAUGCGUGCGGAUUCAUACACUGCCAGAGAAAUUUCACAACGCGUGAUCGAUCCGGCAGACCAGCCAACAGCCUUGCCUCCCAACUUGCCGUACCCGCAACUCCAAGCCCAAAUCAACUACCACCACCAGCUGUCUCCAGGGGGUAGCAGCCUUGUCGGGGGAGGCGGUUUGAAACCGUCUCAAUCGAUGCAAUCGGUAUCAAGCUUUACAUCCAGCAAAAAGGGCGGCGGCGGCGGCGGGGGCGGCGGCGGUGGCUUUUUCUCUGCGAUCAGAAAGGGAAGCAGCAGAAAGGAAAGUAUGAGCAUGUCGUUAGGUCCGCCGGGGGGGUAUCUGGGCGGCAGUGCGAGUAAGAAGGAUGUCAGAGGUUUACCCAUCUCGGCACCUCGGUCUGCCAGUCCACAAAAACCAGACGGCACGACGACGACGACGAGCUCGCCCCGAUCGGGAUCGGGAUCAGGAUCACAUACGCCCAGAGUACAAACCGUACCAUCUCCGAUGGGACCCCGACCGCUCGGUCCACGAGGACCAGGCGCAAGAGGUAGUUUUACGCCCCCAGGCCGGACGAGUUUGGAUACCGCCGCGCCAUCUCGAAUCUCGGUCGUGUCGCCCCCGCGGAACCUGAGAGCGUCGAUGGAUAGCGUGAGGUUGGUGGGUAAGACCUCGGCGCCGCCGCCCUCGGGUACAGCGACAGUGGCGGAUAGUGGAGAGGACGUAAAGUAUAUGGCAGACGUGCUGCCGUAUGUGGAAAAAAGCGUGUUGAGAGCGUAUCUGAACAGAUACGGUGGUGACCAGAUGCAGGCUCUAGGGGCGUAUUUGGAAGAUGAAAAGAAUGGUGCCGUUCGGUAGACCGGGGUUUGUCUUUACUAUUGUCCUUAGAGAAUCUCUGUGUACAGAUUCAACGAUUCCAGAAUGUAAGAAACAUACGACGAUUUUUGAACACUUUAACAGUCCUAGUCAUUUAUAUACGUGCAUGCAUACGACCCCG